Messenger RNA from Coregonus clupeaformis (lake whitefish), 3830 nucleotides. Its product is annotated as RNA-binding protein Nova-1-like. Lineage: Eukaryota; Metazoa; Chordata; Actinopteri; Salmoniformes; Salmonidae. Gene Ontology annotation, molecular function: mRNA binding. The record is from RefSeq and is a predicted model, not a curated record. The coding region runs from base 361 to 1848 and encodes 495 amino acids. Gene Ontology annotation, biological process: regulation of alternative mRNA splicing, via spliceosome; mRNA splicing, via spliceosome. The transcript is spliced from 4 exons. Gene Ontology annotation, cellular component: nucleus; cytoplasm.
AGUUACGGUAUUAUUUUAAGGCACCUUGAUGGACUAUUGCGUAUGAAUCACGGGCAAGAGGACACCACUACUGAACACAAAGCUAAUGAAGUGACAGGCUAAUGAAUGCAUUUCCCUCAAUGGAUUUUUAUAUUUAGCUUUCUGUGACGCUCUAUCAUUCAACUGCAAGCAGAGUCAAGAAGAACAAGCAGGACCGAAUGCGCUGUGUUGCCUGUCAUUUUGGUGUUCUCAAAGAGGAAAUCGGAGACAUUUUAAGUCAAGAAGGAAAAACUUGGAUCAUUUUGUGAGAACUCGCAUACAUGUAAUGUGGUGAGGGCGUUGUGGAAUACCGCAAAUAGGCCUAUACAAACUGGUCGGAAAAUGAUGGCCGGUGGAGCGGUUGAACAAAACGGGAUAUUCUUGAAUCCUCUUCAUCACAAUCAACAGCCCCACAUGGAGUCAGAUCCCCCCGACACUCGUAAACGACCUCUAACUCCGACCGAGGAGGACUGUUGUACCAAGCGCACAAACACGGGAGAGGAGGGUGAGUACUUCCUGAAGGUGCUGAUCCCCAGCUAUGCGGCCGGCUCUAUAAUUGGCAAGGGCGGCCAGACCAUCGUACAGCUGCAGAAAGAGACGGGCGCCACCAUCAAGCUGUCCAAAUCCAAAGACUUCUACCCAGGAACCACAGAGCGUGUGUGUCUGAUACAGGGUACGGUCGAGGCGCUAAAUGGCGUCCACAGCUUCAUCGCGGAGAAAGUCCGUGAGAUGCCUCAGAGCACCCAGAAAACAGAGCCAGUCAGCAUACUGCAACCACAGACUACUGUCAACCCCGAUCGCGUCAAACAGGCUAAAUUAAUAGUGCCCAACAGCACGGCUGGGCUGAUCAUCGGUAAGGGCGGGGCCACGGUCAAGGCGGUGAUGGAGCAGUCGGGUGCCUGGGUGCAGCUGUCCCAGAAGCCUGAAGGCAUCAACCUGCAGGAGCGCGUGGUCACGAUCAGCGGGGAGCCCGAGCAGAACCGCAAAGCCGUGGAGAUCAUUGUGCAGAAGAUCCAGGAGGACCCUCAGAGCAGCAGCUGCCUCAACAUCAGCUACUCCAACAUUUCGGGCCCCGUGGCCAACUCCAACCCCACCGGUUCCCCCUACGCCAACUCGGCUGAGGUCCUGCCCAACGCCGCUGCAGCUGCUGCCACUGCCUCCAGCCUUCUAGGCCAGGCCGGCCUGGCAGGAAUGGGCGGCUUCCCGGGCACCAUGUCCAGCUUCUCUGGAAAUGACCUGCUGGCCAUCACCUCGGCCCUCAACACACUGGCCAGCUAUGGCUACAACACCAACACCCUGGGCCUGGGCCUCAACCCCGCCGCUGCCUCUGGGGUCCUGGCCGCCGUGGCAGCUAGUGCUAACCCAGCUGCUGCUGCCGCCGCUAACCUCCUGGCCUCCUAUGCCAGCGAUGCCUCCGGCGGCUCCGGCCAUCCCGCUGUCGGCCUUGGGGGCUUCUCCCUGGGCUCACUGGCCGCCGCCACGGGGGCCUCCAACGGCUACCUGAAUGCCUCGUCCCCGCUGAUGGCCUCCUCCCUGCUAGCCGCAGAGAAGCUGGGAGACGGGGCCAAGGACGUGGUGGAGAUUGCUGUGCCCGAGAAUCUGGUGGGUGCCAUCCUGGGAAAAGGCGGGAAAACGCUGGUUGAGUACCAGGAGCUGACGGGUGCCCGCAUCCAGAUCUCCAAAAAGGGAGAGUUCAUACCCGGCACACGGAACCGUAAAGUUACCAUAACAGGGUCGCCCGCGGCAACGCAAGCCGCCCAGUAUCUGAUCAGCCAGAGGAUCACCUACGAGCAGGGUGUGCGUGCCACCAACCCACAGAAGGUGGGCUAAAUGAAAAAAUAAAGGAUGAAAUAAAGGAAGGAUGGAGACAGAGAAAAGAAAGGGAAUCAAAGGUCACGGAGAGGGGAAAAAACGUCCAAAUAUCCAUUCAAUAUUUCAGUAUCAAAAAGAGAAGGUCACAAUGGAGGAGGUGAGGCAGAGAGAAAGCCAGGAGAAGUGUGUGUGAUAUGUGAUUGUGUUUUUAGGACCGAGGUUGUGAUGUUUUUUAAAAGUGGUGUUGAGUCCUUUUGAUGACUGUGAUCAGAGUAAAGCUGAACUGGUCCACUGCCAAGCAGCAGAUUCAGGGGUGAGUCCACACGAUUUCACCCCCCUUCAAAAACCUCACAGCUGGGUUUGUUUUGGGUUUCUUUCUCUUCCGUUUUUCUUUUCUUUGGCUGUGUUGAUUUUUCAGCUUCAUUUGUAGACCUCUGCUCCCGGUGAGUUGAGGUUCCAGACAUUCUAAAAGAGCAGAGAUAGCAUUUUGCUCAUGCCUUUUUGCAUUGAUGUUAACCUCGCUCCGUGUGAACAAAGCAAAAAGCCUUAUUUACAUGGGAGAGGUUAAAUGACGAGCACCAGAGGUCAUCCAAGACCAUUAGGCAGCCAUUUUUAUCUAAAUUCUUAAUGGAUAUCACAAUAUUAAUGACAUGCCACUGUAUGGUUCAUAUCAAAAUUGAGGUUUUAACAAUUCGGUUGUUAUUCUUUUUAUUUUAAUCAAUUAUUUAUUUAAAUAUGGUCUCAUUCAAACAUGUAGAUUAUUUAAACCUGUGAAUUCGGGUUGAUGUGAAUGUAAAGACAUUAUUAUUGUUAUUUUGUUAUUAACGAGGAUCAAAUGCUGAGUUGCAAUGACAGAUAUGUAUAGUUUUAACCCAGAACUGCACAGUAACUAUAUAUAAGUGUAGAUCAGGGGUCAAAUGUUCAAUGUGAGAGGAUAGAGGAGACACGCAGGAAUGUACACACACAUACACAGGAACAGACACACAUUCAUACAUGUUUACCGCCACCCACAUACACACCACUUUUGGUGCUACGAAAACAUACAGAUAGAUAGGCCUAUAUUACCUGGAUCACCUAAAUUGAAAAUCCCUUUGGAGAUUGCUCUCCCUCUCCUUGAUUGUAAGAUGCCAAGCGUUGUCCACUUAUCUGUAGUUUAUGGGAUCUAGUUCUGCCUUUAGGUAAGCAAAGACUGGAUUUCAUGCUGUUGAAGGUCAGUCUUAAUAUUUUACCCCACUAGUUCUCCUUUAGCUGCCAUGGCAAAGCCACCGUGGACAGUUUAGAUCCAAAUAACGUAGUUACUAGUUAAAAAUAUGUUUUAUCCUAUUGUCAUGAAUUGGCCCUGUACUUUGAGUUUGCCUGCCGAUAUUGCGCCUUGGGACAUACUCCUAUGUAGAAAUGUGAUUAAACCCCCAUGGGAUAGAGCAUCAAAUCCGAGAGGGAAGACCGCACUAUACACAGCUUGAGGUAUCUUACAUUACCUUUUCAAUUGAAGAAUCUAACCGGAAGAGUCCCCAAGGGAAAGAAGCACUACAAAGCAGUCUUGUUAAGAAAAGCAGUAUUGAACCUUAUCUGUGAGCAAGGAGAUGAUUGCUUUAUAUCAGGGUGGCUGGUAGUCAAGAAAGACACUAAUGAGAAAGAAAUGGACUUACCAUGAAACACAUUUGGACUGAAACACAUUUUCUGUGAACCAUUUUUCUCAACCAGAGUCAAUACAAAUAUGGAGUCUAACAGUUUAUGCAGUUGGUUAGUCCAACCUGUUAUCUUGCUUAAAGCAGACAUUAACGCUAGCUUACAUUGGCAGUAGUGCAUAAUGCGUUGCCCAAACAUUUAGCUGACAUUCUGUAAGGAUAAUUGUUUGUCAAAAACGCAGGGAGGGUAAUUGUCUUCUAGAACAUUCUCAAACACACAAAGAUUACCCUUGCUUGCUUCUGCGCUGCUAUCCAUUGGUUUUCAUCCGAGUACACUGGGUCUCUUAUGACUGCACUGUGAGACACAACAAA